AUGGACCCGAAUCUGUACAGUCAUCGGCACGGAGGCCUGACCCUCUUAGAAUUAAUUGAUUGCCUAGAAGAAAGGGAUGUCACAGGGGAUAAUAUAUAUGUUACUCCCCCUCAAGAUGGCGAAGAUACUGAUGUUGACAGUGAUUUAUCCGAUGACAAACACUUCGGAAAUAUUUCCCAUUUGGGUCCUGCAAUGUUAAGAGUGGAGAGUGAGUUUGUUCCCGAAAUUCCUAACGAAGAAGCUGACGAAUAUGAGUCGGAUGAUAUUCCGCUGGCUACUUUAGUUCCCAAUGCAACUGCAAACUUGUUAAAAAAUAGUAGACCCUCAACAUCAAAAAAAAGAAAAAUGGAUAUUUGGACCCAACAAGAACCCGAUUUUCAAAUAAAUCAACCGAACAGUGCGGACGGUAGUCUGCCCUUAGGCAACGAGAGUACAGUAAAACCGUGUGUUCAGUGCAAAGUCGUUGCCCGGGCGGGCCUUAUUUGUGCCAUAUGUGGUACAGUUACUCAUACUAGUUGUGCCAAACAUUCAAAAAGGUGCUGUGGGCUCAUAUUGGGAGAAAAUGAGGAAGUCAUAGAAGAAAUCAGCGAUGUGAGUGCAGUAAACUUUAACCUCCUAAAGAUGUUGGUAACAGAGCUAAGACGCAGUAAUAAAUUGCGGUCCGAGAAGGUUGUUUUUUUGGAAACUGAAUUAACCAAAAAAGACGAUAAAAUUGCCCAUUUAUCAAAUGUAUCAAAAACGCCAAGUCAUGAAGAGGGACGCAACCCAGUUAGCACCUACGCCGGUAUAACUGCUACCAAUAACAAUGUAAACGUCACAGUAAGGAAAUCAGCAACCGAGAUAGUUGGGUCGGCACAUAAAGAACCCAAACAGUGCAAAGAAAAAUUAUUGAUUCAUGGACCUACUGUCAUAAAUUACGCUAUAAUACCUGUUGGACAACUCUCAGAAGAAGCUGCUCAAGCCAGAAAUAAGCAUUUUAGGCAGUACAGACAAAAUUUUUCCCGAAAAUUUACACGCCAGCAAUGCAACAGAGAUGUGUUGAAUAGAUUAUUACUGAGUUCGGAUCCAUUUUUAAGUGCUUCAAGGCCAAAAAUUAAGAAAAAAAGUAAGUCGUUCUCGAAAGAAUGUUUAAAACUAUUCGUUCCAGAAAACACUUUUUAUGGGCGUCCAACAGAAGAAAAGGAUGAAAAAGAAGACGAUAAUAAAGAAGAAUAG
Brassicogethes aeneus is the source of this 1215-nucleotide messenger RNA. NCBI's taxonomy places the organism in Eukaryota, Metazoa, Arthropoda, Insecta, Coleoptera, Nitidulidae. The record is from the annotation of a GenBank genome assembly.